AUGAGCGCCAAACAGGGCCAAUAUCAUCGUCUACCGUUGCACGAUCUUCCGACGCUCUCCUCGCCCGUCACCACUAAUGGAACUUAUCGUUUAAGCUAUUGCCCUAAUUCUCCAUUGCAGUGCUGGUCGGAAGCUCCGAGCUCGUAUUCUUUUGUCAUUCCACGAGAUACGCACAAUUCAGAAGCUCAUAGGAAUACGACGCACGCUCAGAAAAACGAAUCUAUACGUAACUCAGGUGUUGGUGGGGUUUGCCUGAUGAGUACCAAAUGGAGAGACGAACAACAUUCAUCCUUCAUAAACUUUAUAUCCUGCUUCCUCACUUCAAAUUCCUUUCGGUUAAACUUUGUGCCAAUUGCACCUGAUCUCAUCUUUAACUGUGGGGGUUUAUCGCUGGCUUUCAUUUUUGUCAUAAAUUCCGACUGCAACAACCCUGGACCUAUGUUUAGCAGAGCUCAGAAACUGAAGACUCAAUUUGCACAUCUCUAUGUGGUCGUCAUUCUUCCCUCAAAGGAGCAGAACGAUUCUUUUGUACAUUCUUAUUUUAGUCACAGUAAGGAUAUCGGUAGACCAACAUUUGUUCCAGCUCUGGAUCUAGAAAUGGGCUUUGAGAACAUUGUAAGAAUAGCACAUGCUCGUGGUGUGUGCAAGAGGCACGAUGCAGUUUCCAAAUUGAAAGCUGAGAGGGAGAGGUCAGUCCAAGGGAUGAAUGCAUUCCUCAGAGUUGUCUCCUCAAUCCCCACGUGCUGAACCUCAUGAUGCUAAUGCGCUUCAAAGCAUAGGAUCAAUCGAAGCAAUAGCUAAAGCAUCAAAGGAAAACAUUCUGGAAAACACUGACAUUUCACCAGAAAAAGCUGAGAUGAUUUCAAGAUUUUUCAGAGACUGCAAAUUCAACAUGAGCCCCAGAAUUAGUUGACUUGACGCACACAGUGUGAGCUUUUACACUUUCUAUAUUAAAUAGCAACCAACUUUUCAAAAUGAUUUGAAGACGUUUGAUUGGUGUUUUUUGUAAUACAAAAAUAGUUUUUAAUGCAUUAAAUGGUAACCAGUUUUCCAACAUGUCAACUUCAUUUUAGUGGGUG
Messenger RNA from Lactuca saligna, 1079 nucleotides. NCBI's taxonomy places the organism in Eukaryota, Viridiplantae, Streptophyta, Magnoliopsida, Asterales, Asteraceae. The record is from the annotation of a GenBank genome assembly.